AUGACAGAGAGACGAUUGUUAGCCUUGGAUUGCCCAAGUAUUAGCAACUUGGAUGGUAAGGUGGUGAUAUUAUAAUUAUGAACUUCUUUUUAGAUGAAUCUGGUCUUCAAAAACUAAUCCGUCAUCUCGAAGAGAAUGUAUUUCGAUUAUGUUACGGUAGAGGGCGGAACUUUUUAUACACCGAUAUCGACGAAUUCAUGGCUCAGUUGCCAAAUGUAAGAUUUUUUAAUUAUGGUUAUGGUUUUAGUAUCUUGAUGGACUCAAGUGCCCCAAAGAUAUUACUAAUGGAAGUCGACCAGCUUUAAUUGAUUGGGUUCUGGAUGCGGCGAUUGAAAAAGCAUAUGAUAUUGAGAAUGCAGAUCAAAUAAAUGCACUGAAUGUUGAAAAGAUUCAGAUUAAAAGUACCGAGAUACAUGAAAUGGAGAAACAUCUGAAAGAGAGUGUUCAUUGUAAGGUGUUUCGUAUACUUUUUAGUCUUUUUAGUGGGAAAUCCCGAAUUCCGUGAGAAAUUGAAAGGGGUAUUGACAUCGCUUGGCCUUCAGAAAGUUGAUCAUAAAGACACUGGUCUGCUUUUAAAAGCUCUGCUUUUUUAUUCCGAAUGCAUUCUUCACAAUGGAAAAACAAAAAUUGUGGAUACGGUAAUACUUCUAUCUUAAUAUUACUGUAAAUUUUAGACCUUAUUGAAUUUGGACGAACUCUCUCAAAUGGAUGAAGACAAGCAGGUGGAUCAUGCCAUGAAGAUCCUCAACCUUCUCAAUGUGAAACAAAUUAGAGAUCUCCAGACCAAGAUCAACGAACUUAUUGUCAGAAUUCAAGAAGUCACUGCUGAUCCUAAAACUGAUAUUAAACUGAGAAAAGUCGGGCAAUGA
Messenger RNA from Bursaphelenchus xylophilus (pine wood nematode), 869 nucleotides. Lineage: Eukaryota; Metazoa; Nematoda; Chromadorea; Rhabditida; Aphelenchoididae. The record is from the annotation of a GenBank genome assembly.